Molecule: messenger RNA, 1394 nt
Organism: Cyprinodon tularosa
Lineage: Eukaryota; Metazoa; Chordata; Actinopteri; Cyprinodontiformes; Cyprinodontidae
Product: piggyBac transposable element-derived protein 2-like
Exons: 3
Coding region: 1-774 (257 amino acids)
Source: RefSeq, a predicted model, not a curated record
AUGCCAGUAGCAAGGAAAGAUCCUCGGUACAGUGUGCAGGAUAUCAUUGCAAUCAUCCAAGAUGGAGAGAGUGAUGUGGACGUACCCCUUGAUGACACUGAUGCAAGUGAUGAGGAGUCAGACAAUGAUCCCUGUGUGGACAAAGAAAACCAAGAGCCGUCUGACUGCCCAGCCAAUGUGGACAUUGAGCCCCAAGAAAAUGAACACAUCAUGCCCCGUGACAGAUAUCGCUGGCAAAAAAAGGAUUUUAUCAGUCCCAAUACUGAUUUUUCUGGUCCACCUGUCACAGACGAUGGUCAGGACUACAAGAUCUAUGCAGACAACUACUUCACCUCUGUUCCACUGGUAGUGAAGCUCCUUGAGCAUGGAAUCCAUUAUGUGGGUACAGCCAGGCAGGUGCGGCUCCCUAACUGCAACCUUGAAGAUGAGAAGAGCUUGAAGAAGAAGGGUAGAGGAAGCUUUGACCACAGAGUGGAGGGGACACACAACAUCUGCGCUGUGAAAUGGUAUGACAGCAGGGCCGUCACACUUGUGUCAUCCUUCACUGGACCAGAACCUGUGCAGGAGAUUCAGCGCUGGGACAAAGCCACCAAAACCUACAUUGACGUUGAAAGACCUUACCUUGUGGCUACCUACAACCAAUACAUGGGAGGUGUGGAUUUGUUGGACUCAUUUACAGCAAAAUACAAGUUCACCCUGAAAUCCCGCCAAUGGUACAUGUACAUCUUCUGGCACACCAUCACCCUCGCCGUGGUCAACGUCUGGCUCCUCUAAAAACGGCACUGUCAGGCUCUCGCGAUGCCAAAGAAGGAGAUACUAAACAUGAGAAAGUUCCAGGCACAGCUAGCAUCCUCUCUCAUCCUGAUGGACACAACACUCACAAAUCCAAAAAGAGGACGUCCAUCAUCAGGCAGCAGGAACCCAGACGCAGCAGGGAGUCCCUUGACUGCUAGGAAGAGACCAUCCUCAGAUGAUGGGAGUCCAAAUUGUCCAUCCAAGAAAUCAUGUGCACACCCCCCACUCGAUGUGCGCAAGGACCUCACUGGACAUUUCCCCAUGAAGGUCAAGAGAGGACGCUGCAGACAUUGCAAUAAAGGGUAUACGACCCAUUGCAGCAAGUGCGAUGUUCGCCUCUGUUUUUCAGAGGAAAAGAACUGUUUUUGGGACUAUCAUUGUAAAUAAAAAGUUCUCUUUGCUGGAAUAAAUAAAAACAAACUGUUCAUAACAACAUGACUGAGAGUAUUUUUCAUGUUAUACUGUUCUGGGAUAAAAGCAAAACCCUGCAAAUUAAUCCGUAGUCCUAUAUUGUUGUUCAGACAAUGAGUACACAUACAGGAAAUUCUGCUCCCCAUUUGGCCCAAUGUUGCAAUAUUACAACAUUUCUGUAAAAACUU